CCAUGCUUCUCUGGAACACUUUCUAAGGCCUUCCAGGCUUAUAAUCCUCACUCUGGCCCAAGUCAAACUCACCUUAUUUCUCUUAUCUAUAGAAUAUAUUAUUGAUUAUUGGUGUUGAUAGCAAGUAGAGAUAAUAAACAAUAAGCAUAAUAAAUCAGUAAAUUAUAUAGUGUAUUAGAAGAUGAUGUGUUAUACACAAGAAAAAGUAGCUCAAGGUAAGGGAGAUGGGGCAGGGUUAAAUUUAAGUAGACAGGAGAGGCCUCCUUGAUGAUAUUUGUGUGAAGACUUGAAGAAAUAGUGGAAGAGUGUGCUGAGCAGAAGGAACAGCCAGCAUGGCCACACACAAACAUUAACAUUAGGUUGUUUUGUAAAAUAGAUUUGUUACCUUAGUCAAAAAAAAACAGUGAAAGCCGCUGGUACAACACAGGUAUUAUUUCCGGUUUUACAGAGGCUCAGAAAGGUGAAGUGACUUGCCCAAGGUCAAAUAGCCAGCAGGCAAAUUGAAGCCCAAGUGUUUGCCUCACCAUCUCCUACUCUUUACAAUGCCUCCCAACCUAAAAGACGGCAUUUGAUUGAACUCUGCUCCUCCUCUGCUUCAAGCACAGGGACCUGCACCUCAGCUCCCUUGGGGAAGAUUCCAGAGAGAGUGUUGAAUGAAUCUCACCAGAUGGACGUUAUAUUUUCAGGGUCUGUUGAUGUCUCUGCCCAGUUCCUGGGUCCCACUGAGAACCCAGUGCUGCUCCAUCCUACCUUCAGACGCCAGCCCGUCCCUGCCCCCCAGCCCUGCUUAGAGUCCACAGAAGGCAUGACUAGAGGGUCAGAGAAGAGUGCACACCAACUACCUUUUAACGUUUUGAUAAAGAUUUGACAACAGCAUUUUGGAUGACUGCAAAUUUAUGUUUGGGGUAUAUAUCUACUUGUCUAACCAGUUCCUUAAUUUGUUCUAACUUUUCAUAUGUUAAAAAAUGCUACAACAGAUAUCCUUGUAGUUAAAUCUUAAUGCAAAUCUGUGAUUUUCUCACAAUGAAUUUUGGAAGGGCCAGGGGACGUUUUCCCACAGGAUGGCAUCCUCCACCCAACUACUGUGUAGCGGUUUGUUACGCCAGUGGUUCUGGGAUCCUCAAGUCAUACCUGGUUUCUCAUGGCUCUGUCUCCUACCCUACCUCUGUCUUCAUAGAUCUCUGCCUUCACCCAAGGGCUACAGAAAAUGACCAAGUCCCAGGGACCAGUAUCAUUCAAGGACGUGGCUGUGGAUUUCACCCGGGAGGAGUGGCAGUUUCUGGACCCUCCCCAGAGAGAUCUGUACAAGGAUGUGAUGCUGGAGAACUAUAUCAACCUCAUCUCAGUGGGAUUUCAGAGCACCAAGCCAGCUGUGGUCCACAAGUUGGAACAAGGAGAAGAACCCUGGAUAGUGGAGAGAAAAAUCCCAAGUUGGAGCUAUCCAGACGAAGUCUUGCAAGUUGAUGACCAUGUGGAGAGGCAGCAGGAGAACCCAAAAACUCUUUCGAGGCAUGUUGCAUUCACUGACCAGGAAACUGUGACUGAGGAGAAGGGUCACAAGUGUAAUGCACUUGGAAAUAUAUUUCCUCUGAGCACAGACUUUGUUUCUUCAAAACAAAGAUUCCAAAAACAUGACUCUGAUGGUAGGAGUUUGAACUAUUUAGACUCAUUUAGCAGUCAUAGAAGAUAUGAAAGAAAGAAUGAAUGUAGUGAAUGUGGGAAACCCUUCUUCCAGAGGUCAGACCUCAUUAUACACAAGAGAAUUCAUACAGGAGAAAAGCCCUUUGUAUGUACUGAGUGUGGGAAAGCCUUCAGGAAGAAAUCAAAUCUCAUUAUGCAUCUGAGAAUCCAUACUCGAGAGAAACCUUAUGAGUGUACUGAAUGUAGAAAAGCCUUCUCCCAUAAGUCACACCUCGUUGAACAUCAGAGAAUUCACACUGGGGAAAAGCCCUAUGAAUGUAAUGAAUGUGGGAAAGCCUUUUUCCAAAAAUCACACCUCAACAUUCACAAGAGAACUCAUACUGGAGAGAAACCCUUUGUGUGUGAAGAAUGUGGGAGAGCCUUCAGCAUGAAGUCGCAUCUCUUUGUACAUCAGAGAAUACACACAGGAGAGAAACCUUAUGUAUGCACCAAGUGUGAGAGAGCAUUCAGUAAAGUGUCAUGCCUUAUUAGACAUCAGAAAAUUCAUACUGGGGAGAAACCUUAUGAAUGUAAUGAAUGUAAAAAAACAUUUUCUGAGAAGUCUGACCUCAUUAUACAUCACAGAACUCACACAGGAGAAAAACCCUAUGAAUGCAAUCAUUGUGGGAAAGCCUUCAGACAUAGCUCGGCCUUUGGUCGACAUAAGAGGACGCAUAAGGAAAAAGUCCCUUAAAGAGAAACUAAUGUGGGCAUAUCUUCAACUAAAAAUUACAGUGACAGAAAGCCUUCAGUAGAAAUCAAACUUUAUUAUGUAUCAAAAAGUCUAAGGAGAAGCCCGUUAAUUCAAAGUAUUUAGAAAAGUAUGUAGCUAUGUUUCUGUGGAAAUCAUAUCCAGAUGUAAUGCCAAAGUAUUUCUAGGAGAUAUUACAAAAAGUACACCUCCCUGCUAAAGGAUAAAUGCUCACUGUGGACUAUAAAGGCUUCUGAAAUUUUAAUAAACAUACUACUCAGAACAAAAUUUAAAAACCAUAGAUGAAUAAUCCUCAAAAUAUGAAAGCAUUAUAUUCCUAGUUGUACUACAUUAUGUUAUGCACCACACAACAUAAAUCAUAUGUGUUGGAAUUGCAUAUGUGAAGCUAACAUAAUUAUGAAUAUAAAAUAUGUAUUAUAUAUACAAUGUCAUCUACCAAAAUUUUCCACAUUAAAAUCAUUUUUUAUUUUAUUAGAUUAUGAAUUAUAACAAAAAAUAUGACAUUCAAUAAGAA
Molecule: messenger RNA, 2906 nt
Organism: Equus caballus (horse)
Lineage: Eukaryota; Metazoa; Chordata; Mammalia; Perissodactyla; Equidae
Source: RefSeq, a predicted model, not a curated record